CAACAUUUAGAUUUACAUACUCGUUCAUUCCUAACAACAUCUCCAUAGUAGCCUGAAGUCAUGUCUGAAAUAUCAGCAUCCAUCGAAGAGACCAAUGCGAUGCGUGCAAGGCUGGGUCUUGCGCCUCUUAAAGAAGGCCGAGACACAAGUAGCAGCAAAAUUGCAGAAGAUAAUUUGAAACGACAGCGUGAAGAAGAGGCGAGGAAGGCGCGCGACGAAGAGGUCAAAAGCAGGAUCGCAAAGUCACGAAACAAAAGGGAACUUAACAAAGCUAGAGUAGGAAAGGGACUUGGCGAAGCCAGCGAUGAAGAUGUGGAUGAUGUUUACAAAUGGACUAUGAAAUCUAGAAGCAAGGAAAAAGAACGACAGGCUGCAGAGGCUGCCAGACGUGAAAAGGAACUUCAGGAAUUAGAUGAGGCUUAUCAAGCAGAAUAUGGAGAAGAUCAACUUGCGGGACUUCGUGUUGGCCAUGAUAUAGCAGAUUUUCAAGAAGGAGAAGAGCGUAUUUUGACACUUAAGGACAGCACUAUUCUCGGGAAUGAGGAAGAAGGCGACGAGCUGAUCAACAUUCAGCUGAGCGAACGGCAAAGGCUUGAGAAGAAUCAGGAAAACAAAAAGAAAGUUAAGCAGCCUGUAUAUUCUGGAUACGACGACGACGAAUUUACACUCGGGAAAAAGAAGAGUAUUUUAUCUCAAUAUGAUGAAGUCUUAGGGCUAGAAGCAGGGCACGAGACCUUUGUCCUUGGGGAGACCAAUCGGUUAAAGCGUGGUGGAGGACAAGAUGGAUCAGGCUCACAUUCUGUUCAAGGAGGAUUUAGCACCAAAGACAAAAUGAGUCAGAAGCUGAAAGAAGCAGCGAUUGCAUUGACCUAUAACAAAACCCUGCAAGCGCAAGACUACUAUACCAAAGAGGAGGCGGAGGUUACAUUUAAGAAAUCAAAAAAGAAGAAGAAAUCGAGAUCCAGAAAACCCGAUAGCUGGGAAGAAGAUGGAAAUCAAGAAGAAAGUGCAAUGGAGGUAGAAAGACCGGAACCUACCGACAUUUCCGAGCUCAACUUUGUAGAUGAUGAGGAUCUCCAAGCUUCACUUGCAAAGGCACGUCGACUCGCAACCAAGAAGGCUGUAAAAACGUUAACACCGGAACAAAUUGCCAAAAACCUUGCAGAAAGUAAGGCGAUGGAAGUGGAAGAGGAUCUCACUCAGAAAGGCGGAUUAAUCAUUUCGGAUGUAUCAGAGUUUGUGUCAAAUCUUUCAUCUUCCGCAAUUCAUAUCCCUUCUUCACGGGCAAAGGGAAAAGAACAAAGCUCUGAAGCAGCAGGCACUUCGACAUCCACAUCUAUAAAUGUUUCCAAAGAGGACACCGACAUGGAAAAUGCUAAAGAUGCUGAGGAAGAAAACGAAACCCAUGAUCUCAAAUCCAGAACUCGGGCAGAGUCAGAAGCAGCUGAGGAUCAAGAUGUAGACAUGAAUGAAUCUAAAUCGGAGGAGCACAAACCGACAGAUAAUCCUCUUGAAGAUGAACCAUUAGUUAGUAGAGGAUUGGGAUCAACUCUUGCCUUGCUAAAGCAAAAAGGCGCAUACAAAGUAGGGUCAGCAGAGCAGGAGGAAAGAGCCAGAAUUCAGGCUGAAAGAGCCAAUUGGCUUGCCGAGGCCAGGCUCAGAGAGGCAAAACUGGCAAGAGAAUUGGCUAGAGAGAAGGAGCGUGAAAAGGAGAAAUCUAGAGACAAAAAUUAUUCCAUUAGAGACCGUGAGAAGGAUCGCGAAUAUGAGAACCAGAGGCGGGAGCAGAUGCUUAUGGACGAACGUGAAGCCCGAAUGAAGAACUACAAGCCUGAUAUCAAGUUGGAAUACAUCGAUGAAAGCGGCAACCGCCUUAGUACGAAGGAAGCCUUCCGUCAAUUAAGCCAUGCUUUUCAUGGGAAGACAUCAGGCAAGAUGAAAACAGAAAAACGUAUGAAGAAAUUGGAGGAUGAAAAGCGCUUGCUGGGUAUGAGCAGUACCGAUACGCCUCUAAACAUGGUCUCGGCCUUUCAAGAACGUCAGAAAGCUGCAGGGUCUGCUCACCUUGUGCUAGCUGUCGGAAACCGCAACACUGUUCCUUCUACUUUAACGUCUACCAUGGUUGGCGGUACCAUUUCGACGAUCGCAACAGGGGGGAGAUCAGGAACAACAUCGACCAGCAGUGCAGCGGCGCAUACGUCAACAUUUGCAGCUCCUAACCAUACAGUGCAGACAAACCUGUCAAUUUCAGGUGUACAUGCCCCGAAUCGUGAGAAAGUUGCUUUUGGUUUGAAGCGCAAGGCAGAUCCUGCACCCGGUGCAACGCAGGACGAAACGGUGACGAAAAAGAGUCGAAAUGACGCGUAGACUGACAUUAUUUGAAUUGAAGCAGGA
Molecule: messenger RNA, 2394 nt
Organism: Lobosporangium transversale
Lineage: Eukaryota; Fungi; Mortierellomycota; Mortierellomycetes; Mortierellales; Mortierellaceae
Product: SART-1 protein
Exons: 7
Coding region: 61-2367 (768 amino acids)
Biological process (GO): mRNA cis splicing, via spliceosome; maturation of 5S rRNA
Cellular component (GO): U4/U6 x U5 tri-snRNP complex
Source: RefSeq, a predicted model, not a curated record